Molecule: messenger RNA, 495 nt
Organism: Pseudozyma hubeiensis SY62
Lineage: Eukaryota; Fungi; Basidiomycota; Ustilaginomycetes; Ustilaginales; Ustilaginaceae
Exons: 2
Coding region: 1-495 (164 amino acids)
Source: RefSeq, a predicted model, not a curated record
AUGCCAUCGGAGCGCAUCGUGCGAUCUGUCGAUGACGACGGGCUAGCGAACUAUCGAACAAGUGUCGUAUACUGUAAGUGGGAUCGGCAUGAUCGAGCUGAGCGCAGUCAAUCCAGCGAUAUUGACGGAGCGGCAAGCCUCAAUGAAGGCGAGUGGUACAGAUUGGCCAAGAGCAGCAGCAGCAGCAGCAGCAGCAGCAGCAGAGCGCCUGGUUCAUCUAGAAAUGAAGGUCAACCAGGCAAGUCAACAUCAACGCUGUUCGGGGAGGAAGGGCCCAAAGCCGUCCGAUGUCUCGGCGGCAGCUCGUCCGUCCCAUUUCGAGCCGUCAUAUCAGUAGGAUUGUCACAUGCGCUCGCCAUCACGGCACGUAGCAAUUGGAGCAUGCAACUGAUCUCCAACGCUGUUCACAGCCUAGACUCCCGCAGCGCGGUCGAAUGUGGCCCAAGCUGCUCAGGCGGAUCUCAUGUCCCUCGCGAUGGUGCAGCAACGUUCUAG